This is a messenger RNA of Symbiodinium necroappetens, 732 nucleotides long. The record is from the annotation of a GenBank genome assembly. NCBI's taxonomy places the organism in Eukaryota, Dinophyceae, Suessiales, Symbiodiniaceae.
AUGCCAAGCACAGGCUUUCAAGUCUUCGAGUGCGACAAACUCCGUCUUGCCUAUAUUGGCCCUCGGCUCAACGAGAAGAUUCGGGCCAUUACCACGGUGGGCGAGACCGUCAUCACUGCCUUGAAGCUUGAUAUCGUCGUGUGGCAUCGUGUCACAGAGAUUGGACGCCUGCGUGGGCACCACAGCUCUGCGACUGUACUGUGUCCACUCGGCUCGAGUUUCCUCAUCUCUGCCGCUGGAAGCGAGGUGAUUGUGUGGCCCUUGACAGAGCUGGGAAGCGAGAAGGCUACUGCUGAGGAUGGCGUGGUCGCACCCCUGGGGCGCUUGAAUCUGGGGGAAUUUGGCGCGGUCACCUGUGUGCGCCACCCUCCAACCUACCUGCACAAGAUCUUGAUCGCUGGAGCGACUGGCGGCAUGGAGUUGUGGAACGUGCGCUCCCGAGAGCGCAUCCAUACUUUCAAGUCCCACCUUGGUCAGGCACAGCUUAGCGGAGCGGUCGGCAUCACAUCGAUGAUGGAAGCACCAAACGUACUCGACGUCGUGGCGGUAGGCUUCGCAAGCGGCCGCAUCUGCAUGAUGAACGUUCGCGAGGACCGAGUGCUCUUCGAGUUCAAUCAAGCCCAGGGUCGUGUUACUUGCCUGGCAUUCCGAUCCGACGACAGCGCAAAGCCCAACCUGGUUAGCGGGUGUUCCACCGGCGCCUUUUCUGCGGAAUCGGAGGCUCUAGUCUAA